Molecule: messenger RNA, 2753 nt
Organism: Chelonus insularis
Lineage: Eukaryota; Metazoa; Arthropoda; Insecta; Hymenoptera; Braconidae
Product: protein escargot-like
Exons: 2
Coding region: 248-1666 (472 amino acids)
Biological process (GO): regulation of transcription by RNA polymerase II
Molecular function (GO): RNA polymerase II cis-regulatory region sequence-specific DNA binding; DNA-binding transcription factor activity, RNA polymerase II-specific
Source: RefSeq, a predicted model, not a curated record
UCGUAUACAUCGCUCGGGCCUUUCUUCCUUGUCUCCUAUUCAUUCGCCGUGAGUGCGCUCAAGCAAUCGUCACAUUUCAUCUAUUAAUGUUUUGUGUAUUUAAGUGCCUGUGAAUUCAAUCACGAUAUUUCAUCGAAUUCUUUCUGUGAAGAGUGUUGUUGUUGAUCUCCCCACACUUGGAUUACCGGGAGACAACUCAUUUUUGUACAACAAUUGAUAUUUUUUUAAUUUUUUGGACUCAUUGAAAAUGCUCGUUGACGAAAUGCCUCGUAGUUUUGUCAAGAAGAAUAAUAGUUACAGUCAUUGUCCGCUAAAAAAGCGGCCAGUGCAUGUCUUGUAUGAAGACUCUUCUGAAUCUGUCAAAGAUGAAAUCAUUGAUGUGGUGACUGAUGACAUCCCAGAGCCAGAAAACCUGAGUACCAAACCAGAAGACUUGAGCAGAACAUCUGAGAAAUAUCGUUCAACAAAAUCAAUAUCACGAUCUCCAUCACCAAGGACGAUAAGACAACAAUCAAGUUCUCCAGUUCGAUUGAUUCCAGUCCAUCCGACACCACAUCAACAUUUAUACCCAUCAAAGCCAAUCACUCCACCAGUAGGAAUUGCUCCAAUCCAUCCAAUCAUCAAAAAAGAAAGGAUUGAAGUCAUCCAACACGACGGUGGUGCACCAGUUCAUUUUCUUGCCAGCAAACCACCACUUGAAUCAUUAAAUUUAAACACACCAGUUGAACCUGUGGCUCAUUAUGCCACACCAGCAUGGGCAAGAGCAGCACCACUUUACCCACCACACUACUUACCGUAUUCUCCGGCCUACAGAUUCCAACAUUCCAGUGAACUUUAUCCAUCAUAUCCCUUGCCAUCAUAUCCACACUCAUCGCCAGAACAUGCAUCAGUGUCAUCACCACCUCCACCACCACCAACUUUGACUUGUUCAACGAUUCAACGACCAAUUGCCAGAUCUUUUUGGGCCAACUCAAGUCCAGAGCAUUGUACCUUAUCUCCAACGUCUUCAUUAGGAUAUGGACCUCUCAGAUCACCACCUCCAGUUACCCCAGAAGAUUUAUCAUCACCUGGAAGUGACAGUGGUCGAUCGUCGGCAGGCAGUACAUCAGCAGGAUCCACUAUUCUAAUGAAAAUAGAAACCAACACUUCAGUUAUGAGCACCCCAACAUCUUCCACAUCAUCUCCUUCAACGGCAACAUCUCCAAGGUAUUCAUGCCCAGAUUGUGGCAAGUCUUAUUCAACAUACAGUGGUCUUUCCAAACACCAACAGUUCCACUGUUCAGUUAACUCUGAAGGUCAGGCUAAAAAAUCCUUCUCUUGUAAAUAUUGCGAAAAGAUUUACGUCAGCCUUGGAGCUCUCAAGAUGCAUAUUAGGACUCACACACUACCGUGCAAGUGUCAUCUCUGUGGAAAAGCUUUCUCCAGACCUUGGCUUCUACAAGGCCACAUUAGAACACACACGGGAGAGAAACCCUUCAGCUGUCAACAUUGUAAUCGAGCUUUCGCUGAUCGAUCUAAUCUUCGUGCUCACUUGCAAACUCAUAGUGAUGUAAAGAAAUAUUCGUGCAGCUCCUGUAGCAAAACCUUCAGCAGAAUGUCUCUGUUGACCAAACAUCAAGAAGGUGGAUGUCCUGGUAUGGCUGUUUCUAUGAGCUACAGUUGUUAGUGCAGCAGUUCAUUAUCAUCGUGAGUGCCUUAUUACCAGCUUCUCAUAAGCAAGAAGAGACAACAGACUGUUUUUAAGUACAAAAAUGCGCGUGUGUUGAUUUUAAUUGUGAAAUAUUUUUUCCUUUUUUAAAAUCAAACCUUUGCUUGGUGGAAUUUUCAAAGAAUUGUGUGCUAUUUUUUUUUCCGAGGAAAAUUAGUUUUUCACAUGUUUCGUACCUCUGUAGGAAGCUAGAAAAGUAAAUUACUGAUCUAAUAAUGGACCCAAUGUCAAAUCAGAAAUAGUAGACUUGUUAUGUUUCCUACGAGAGUAUUUAAUCUUAUACUUGCGUACUAUCAAUUUUCCCUGCCUUAUUUUUAUUUUCUCAGUGUAUUUUAAUGUCAAUCGGAAGGUGACGCUUGAUGCGAUCCCGUGAACUGUCGUGCCAUUUAAUGUAUUCGUCAAUUUUUUCACUUUUUUAUCUUUUAUAUAUUUAUCGAAAAAUUGUCAUUCUUUCGCUAAUUGUUUUUCUAACCGUAAUUUAUCUUUAAUUGAUAAUAUAAUUUGUAAAUAUUUCCUUUAACGAUAACUAUUUAAGUAUUAACAAUAGUAAACACAGUUCAAAAACAGUCUGAAAGUUAAAAUUAUUUUAACUCUGAUUUUCUAGAAAUUAAAAUCAAAAAUCGAUUGAAAUGAAAUUAGAAAGAACAGAAUAAGUAUUUGAAUAAAAUCAGGAAUUUUCUAUUCGUCCAUUUGUAUUUUUUUUUUUUUUUUACUGUUAAUUAAUAGAUUUAAUAAAAAAAAACCUAGUCAUUGUAAAAUAUAGUAAAAAUGCUAGCGUGUGUGGUGUGUUGUGUACGCGCGAUUUAAAAGUAUUUUAACUUUAAAGCAGACAAUAAUAACAAAUAUUAUUGAUAGGAAAAAUGUUGAAAAAAACAUGAUAAAAAUAAAUGAUUAAUAUAUUAUUUAAUAUGCGCGACUCAGGGCGAGUACCACUGUAUGUGUAUAUUUUUGACUUCAAUAAUUAUGUGAGGUAUAAUAUAUAAGAUUUUGUAUAGAAAUUUUUUAAUAUUAUUAUGAACAAAAAAUGGUAUGAUAUAGAAAUAUA